AAAGGCAUUGUAUACAGCACUGUAUACAUGUAUAACACUAGCACCCACGUGGGUAACAUACGGUAUGAUUACCCGCUGGUUGAGUAUUGGCCGUGCCUCCUACCAUGGAGGUUAACACGUCACUGCCGUACCUGUCUUUGCAGCUGAUAAGCGAAACUACCUACUUCCGCCUUUCGCACAUUCAAAACAAAGAGCGCAUGAAAUAUACGUACGUCUGCCACCGAUGACGAUGGAACAGGCUGAAUGGCAAGUGGUCAGAAAGAAAAAAUCAACAAAAAAUCAAAAAGUGAAUCCAAAAGAGCAGACCGUUUUGAAGACAGAAAUAUAUCUUUGUGAUACAGUUCAAGAGAGGAAAAACGUGAUUCAGAAACUGUAUUCCACAAUGGAGGACCUGCGACUGUCUGAAUUUUGGAAGACUUGUCAAGAGUGUGUUCAGCGUGUACCACCUUUGGCUUCUGAAGAAUAUGAUUCCAACCGAGGUGUAGUGUGCAGCCUGUCUCCUGACAUUAUCCAGGAAGGAGUCAUCCAGAGUUUUGACUGUGUGUGUUAUGGCCUUGGAAACUUCAGUUCCUGUAUAAUAUCUCGGCACCAGCUGGCUUUUUUACUUUUGUUCCUGGAACAGUUUAAGAUUCCAAGAAGCCAGUCUUAUGUUUUUGAUCCUUUAUUUUCUCAAAUGGAAGUAUCUGUACUUCAGCAGCUUGGUUUGACUGUCCUUUUAGACAAUGAAGAGGGGAAACGUGUGGUCCAUAAACCCACUGUGUUCUAUAUGCUGCAUUGUGGUAAGGCCCUAUAUAACAAUCUGCUCUGGUGCAAUUGGUCACAGGAGGCUUUGUCCAACAUGAUCAUCAUUGGCAAUAGUUUCAAAAGCAUCGAAGAAAGAUUAUUGUCCAGAAUCUUACAGAGAGACUACAUGUAUAUCCAUCAGGGUUUACAAAUUGUUGAAGAAACUCCAUUUCCGGAAAGCUGCCAGUACAAUGAUGUGUUUAAUGACACUUCCAUCCAUUAUUUCCCAAUGCAAAAGCUCAGAACUUUGCCUGCAGAUGUGUGGCUGCUACAAGAAGAACCUCAGUACCAUGAAUGUGAAGAUCUAGAGAUCAUAAGAAACCAAAAAACAUAACUGUAUAUCUUCUAUAUGUAACACUUAUGGAAUAUUAAAGUGUCUUCCGCAGCUGAAGGGCAUUACUCCCACUUGAGUGGCCCAGUCCAGCUAAUUUAAGACUAUCUUGGGCCCCACCACCUCACAAAUAAAGUCCCCCAUAGGAGGAAGAGCUCUGGGUAUUAACUUUGGAAGUCCCCAGGUAUUAAG
Molecule: messenger RNA, 1306 nt
Organism: Spea bombifrons (plains spadefoot toad)
Lineage: Eukaryota; Metazoa; Chordata; Amphibia; Anura; Pelobatidae
Gene: SRRD
Product: SRR1 domain containing
Exons: 8
Coding region: 224-1117 (297 amino acids)
Biological process (GO): microtubule-based process
Cellular component (GO): cytoplasm; nucleus
Source: RefSeq, a predicted model, not a curated record